Colletotrichum navitas is the source of this 1200-nucleotide messenger RNA. Its product is annotated as DnaJ domain-containing protein. The transcript has 5 exons. The record is from RefSeq and is a predicted model, not a curated record. Gene Ontology annotation, molecular function: ATP binding; Hsp70 protein binding. Lineage: Eukaryota; Fungi; Ascomycota; Sordariomycetes; Glomerellales; Glomerellaceae. Bases 1 to 1200 code for a protein of 399 amino acids. Gene Ontology annotation, cellular component: cytoplasm; cytosol; nucleus. Gene Ontology annotation, biological process: protein refolding; response to heat.
AUGGUCAAGGAAACCAAGCUCUACGACACCCUCGGCGUCGCGCCGACGGCCACUGAGCAAGAAUUGAAGAAGGCAUACAAGACAAAUGCUCUCAAGUACCACCCUGACAAAAACGCCCACAACCCCGACGCGGAAGAGAAGUUCAAGGAGAUUUCCCAUGCCUACGAAAUCCUCUCUGAUUCCCAGAAGCGCGCCGUCUACGACCAAUAUGGCGAGGCUGGCCUUGAAGGUGGUGCCGGGGGCGGUGGUGGCAUGGCUGCCGAGGACCUAUUUGCUCAGUUCUUCGGCUCUGGCAGUUUCGGCGGUGGUCUCGGUGGAAUGUUUGGCGGCGGCGGCGGCAUGCCCAACCGUGGCCCCCCCAAGGCCCGCACAAUUCACCACACCCACAAGGUCUCACUCGAGGAUGUCUACCGCGGAAAGAUCUCUAAGCUGGCUCUUCAGCGCUCCAUUAUCUGCCCCAAGUGCGAGGGUCGUGGCGGAAAGGAGGGCGCGGUCAAGCGCUGCGCCGGCUGCGACGGCCACGGCAUGAAGACCAUGAUGAGGCAGAUGGGCCCGAUGAUCCAGCGUUUCCAGACGGUCUGCCCUGACUGCAACGGAGAGGGUGAGAUGAUCAAGGACAAGGACCGCUGCAAGCAGUGCAACGGCAAGAAGACCAUCGUCGACCGCAAGGUUCUCCACGUCCACGUCGACCGUGGUGUCAGAAGCGGUACCAAGGUCGAGUUCCGCGGCGAGGGUGACCAGGCCCCUGGCAUACAGGCCGGUGACGUCGUUUUCGAGAUCGAGCAGAAGCCCCACCCCCGCUUCACCCGCAAGGAGGACGACCUUCUGUACCAAUGCGAGAUCGAGCUGGUGACUGCGUUGGCUGGCGGAACCAUCUUCGUCGAGCACCUCGACGAGAGGUGGCUCAGCAUCGAGAUCCAGCCCGGUGAAGCUAUCGCACCAGACGCUGUCAAGAUGGUUCGUGGCCAGGGUAUGCCCUCUCCUAGGCACCACGACUUCGGAAAUCUCUACAUCCAGUUCAGCGUCAAGUUCCCCGAGAAGGGCUGGACAGAGGACCCCGCGGCCUUUGAGGCUCUUCAGAAGCUGCUGCCUCCUCCCUCGCUGCAGACCGCUAGAGUCUUUGGCGGUAGCGGCUCCAUGGAGGAGGACGACGAGGAUGGUCACCCCGGUGCCGAGCGCGUGCAGUGUGCCUCUCAGUAA